AUGUCUCACAGAAAAUUCGAAGCACCAAGACACGGUUCACUUGCUUUCUUGCCAAGAAAGAAGGCCAGAAGAGAACGUGGUAGAAUCAAGGCCUACCCAAAGGAUGACCAAAGCAAGAAGUCCCACAUGACUGCUUUCUUGGGUUACAAGGCUGGUAUGACUCACAUUGUCAGAGAAGUUAACAAGCCAGGUUCCAAGUUGCACAAGAAGGAAUGUCUCGAUGCAGUUACUAUUGUUGAAGCUCCACCAAUGGUUGUUGUCGGUGUUGUUGGUUACAAGCAAACUCCAACUGGUUUGAAGUCCAUUGGUACUGUCUGGGCUAAGAACAUUGGUAACGAAUUCAGAAGAGUCUUCUACAAGGACUGGUGCCGCUCGAAGAAGAGAGCAUUCACCAAGCUCACCAAGUCAUACUUGGAAGGAGCUGCUCAAGAAAAGAGAACUCAAACUUUGGAGAGCUUUAAGAAGAAUGCUGAUGUCAUUAGAGUUGUUGCUCACACUCAACCAUCCAAGGUCAAGUCCAUUAAUAACAAGAAGGCCCACGUUGCUGAAAUUCAAAUCAACGGUGGUAACAUUGAUGAAAAGAUUAAGUUUGCUUUGGCUAACCUUGAAAAGCUUGUUCCAGUUGAUGCUGUCUUUGCCAAGGACGAACCAAUUGAUGUGAUUGCUGUAUCCAAGGGUAAGGGUACCAAGGGUGUCGUUUCUAGAUGGGGUGUCAGACGUUUGCCAAGAAAGACCCACAGAGGUUUGAGAAAGGUUGCUUGUAUUGGUGCUUGGCAUCCAGCUAGAGUUUCAUUCUCUGUUGCCAGAGCUGGUCAAAAGGGUUUCUUCCACAGAGUUCAUCAAAACAAGAAGAUUUACAGACUUGGAAAGUCUCUCCUCACUGAAGAAGGAAAGAAGUCUGCCAUGACUGACUUUGACUUGACUGAGAAGGAUAUCAACCCAAUGGGAGGUUUCGUUAACUAUGGUGUUGUUGAAAACGAUUGGGUCAUGAUUAAGGGUAACGUUCAAGGUCCUGCCAGAAGAGUUGUCACCUUGAGAAAGACUUUGAUUCCAGAAAACAGAUGGAACAGAUCCAUGAAGGAAGAAAUUACCCUCAAGUUCAUUGAUACCACCUCCAAGAUUGGUAAGGGUAAAUUCCAAACCACCGCCGAGAAGAACAAGUUCUUGGGUCCAAGAAAGAAGCAAUUAGAGCAAAAGAGACUUGAAGAUGAGAAGAAGCUCCAAGCUUUGAAGGAAAAGAGAAAGGCUGAGACCAAGUAA
This is a messenger RNA of Naegleria lovaniensis, 1260 nucleotides long. RefSeq lists its product as uncharacterized. Gene Ontology annotation, molecular function: RNA binding; structural constituent of ribosome. The record is from RefSeq and is a predicted model, not a curated record. NCBI's taxonomy places the organism in Eukaryota, Heterolobosea, Eutetramitea, Acrasida, Naegleriidae. The transcript has a single exon. Gene Ontology annotation, cellular component: ribosome; cytosolic large ribosomal subunit. Gene Ontology annotation, biological process: translation; ribosomal large subunit assembly. Bases 1 to 1260 code for a protein of 419 amino acids.